AAUAAAAAGAAAAAACUUUUCUUAUUCUCUCUCGCUUCUCUCUGUCUCUCGGUCUCCCUCUCAAGUCCGAGAUUCUCAUAUUCUGCUCGCAAUUUCUCAAUUUUAAAGCCACAUUUUUGGAGUUCGGAAUUCGACACUGAAGUUUCCAUAGAAGGGUUCAGAGUAAUCCACACGCCAACUGCCACAGUAACUGCUUCUGCUAGUUCGCAGGAAAAAGUCUUGAGAGAAUGCAUGGAAACUACACGGGAUGUGGCUGCUGCUGCAAAGAUUGGGAAGAUAUUGGCAGAAUGCCUGCUAAUUAACAACAUCCCCGCUGUGACAGUCCACUUGAAGAGAGAACAAAGAUAUCAUGGUAAGGUUAAAGCUGUGAUUGAUUCUGUGAGGGAAGGAGGUGUCAAGCUUAUCUAGAAUUUAAAAGGGAAAAAAAUAUUGGAAAAUAAUUUUGAAUCUGCUUAAGAAACUGUACCCUAGUAGCACUGCCCUAUUUUCUCGGAAAAAAGACUGAAAUUUUCUAU
This is a messenger RNA of Morus notabilis, 515 nucleotides long. RefSeq names its product 50S ribosomal protein L18. The annotation marks the transcript as partial. Gene Ontology annotation, cellular component: ribosome. Gene Ontology annotation, molecular function: 5S rRNA binding; structural constituent of ribosome. Lineage: Eukaryota; Viridiplantae; Streptophyta; Magnoliopsida; Rosales; Moraceae. Gene Ontology annotation, biological process: translation. The record is from RefSeq and is a predicted model, not a curated record. The transcript is spliced from 2 exons.